GGAUGGCUGACAGAAAUCGUACAGGUUGUUUUUUCCUCAGUUGAUGUUUUUCUAACGUACCGAGUAGAUCGACCGUUUGUUCAACUACAGCGAAAAUGUAACGCGCGUUCAUGAAUUGCAUGGCGGUUUUCUAGUGUUUGAAAUAAUUCGAGUGUGCGGAUCAGUGCUAGAUAAGCGAGUGAAACUGUAGCCGCCCUAAACAUGGGAGUCGUGUUGCCCCCUUUGGAGUUUACCGAGUGUCUCAGUGAUAGCCCUUAUUUCAGGGAGAAUUUACAUAAACAUGAACGAGAGUUGGAGAAAACCAAUCAGCAAAUUAAGAGGAUAACUAAGGAAGUUAAGGACCUUUUGACGGCUGCUAAACUUGGAGAACGCCAAUUCCUCCGUUCUCAAGCCACUGGAGGAGUUUCGGAAAAAAUACAUCGGCGGCGUGAAAAGCGAAAAGAAAAAGUUCGAGAAACAGACUGCAAAAUUUUGCCAAAAUCAAGAAAGAUACCUAAAUAAAACCACGAAAAAUCCCAACACAUUACAAGAGGCGGAUGCUUCGGUGGACAUGGCCGAAAGACACUUCUAUGCGGCCAGCAUGGACUAUGUCUAUUUAAUUCAGGAGGUUCAUGAAAGGAAGAAGUUUGAAUUUGUUGAGACUCUCCUGACCUUUGUCUAUGCUUAUUUCACGUUUUAUCAUCAGGGGCACGAAAUCAAAAAGGAUUUUGACCCUUUUAUGAAAGACUUGCAAUCGAAAAUCCAGAAAACUCGAACGAAUUUUGACGACUUCAGUGAAAAACUCAAAAAGCGAAUGUCUGAGGUACAAAAGCAAGAGGUCCCACCGAGCAUUUCUAAAGGAUGUAAAGAAGGUUACUUGUUUUUGCUCGAGAAAAUGUUGUCAGCAAGAGCGAUAAGAACUUGAUGAACGUGAGUAAUCUUGGUGUGUGCUUCGGGCCCACGCUGCUGCGCCCCGAAGAAGAAACAGUGGCCUCGAUAAUGGAUCUAAAGUUCUACAACAUUGUGGUGGAAAUCCUCAUUGAAAACUACGAGAAGUUGUUCUUUAGCGAGCCGGAUAAGGGUCGAGUGCCGCCAAGCAAUAAUGUGCUGAACGGGCCUCCGAAGUAUGGGCACUUGUCGCCCAAUAAUCACCUACCAACCGACGCCAAUGAUAUCUAUGGGAGCCAUAAUAAGGUCUAUGUGAAUAGCCAUUCGGUGAGGGUUUCGCCCAGCUAUAGACAGCCUCCUGGAUAUAACCCGAUGCCAUAUACCUGUACGGUUUCGUCUUAUAUAGAGCAACCGCUACCGGGAAGCCAUUAUUCUUCGCAUGAACCCAUUUCGGACAGUGUGAUGUAUGGGAUGACGCGCAAC
This is a messenger RNA of Dendroctonus ponderosae (mountain pine beetle), 1350 nucleotides long. Its product is annotated as rho GTPase-activating protein 26. The record is from RefSeq and is a predicted model, not a curated record. Gene Ontology annotation, cellular component: cytoplasm. Gene Ontology annotation, biological process: signal transduction. Gene Ontology annotation, molecular function: GTPase activator activity; protein binding. NCBI's taxonomy places the organism in Eukaryota, Metazoa, Arthropoda, Insecta, Coleoptera, Curculionidae.